UUUUAUUGAGUCAAAAUCUAUUGCAUCUAAUAAUUCUUUGGAUGAUUUUAGAAUAGUGACGAAUCCUCAUAUUAUUUUAUAUCAUGGUCGACCAAAGAAACAAUUACAAGAUUCUUUGGAUAAUAUUAAUAGACCAGGUUCUCAAAAAAUUCUUGAAUCUAAUAAAGUACUUCAUGAAUCUGAUAUUACAAACAAGUCAAUACGCAAAUGUUCUUACUGUAAUAAUACUGGUCAUUAUGCUAAAACUUGCAGUUUAAAUUCUAAUAAUAAGAAGUAA
Cetraspora pellucida is the source of this 277-nucleotide messenger RNA. NCBI's taxonomy places the organism in Eukaryota, Fungi, Glomeromycota, Glomeromycetes, Diversisporales, Gigasporaceae. The record is from the annotation of a GenBank genome assembly.